GCGGGACUGUUUGGGGAAGUCUUUUGAAGCAACUCCCUUGCUGCCACUUUUGGGGCAACUCUAGCCUCCUCAUAUUUGGCCAGAUAGAACAGUUCCAAGCUGUAAAUGUUUCCAGGAAAAAAAUCUCAACUACAAAGACAUUUUCAAGGUGCUGCAUUUCCAACAGCACUCUCCGUAUCCGAGUGGACGGCCCAGAGCAAUGGUGCUUCCAAUCCACAGAGCCCCUCCACAGGUCUCUUGCUAUCUGCACACACCCACAUCUCAAGGUUGCUCUGGCUAGAACUUCUGCAGUGCAGCUUUGAGAAGGCUGAGGUGUUGAGUCUGGGGCAUGCUAGAAAGAUCCAUGUAACAGGAAGAAAGUGGCAGCCCAGGUCCAUGCCUGAGUCUCCUGGUGAGACACGGAAUCCUCCCAGCAGACUGAAGUGACCAGAAAUGCCCUGAAAGAGGGUGGCACUGCCUUUGCUUCCAGUCUGAAGUCUGCACCUCGCUGAGCUUACUGUCGGUGUCUCUCCCACCCUCUCUCAGCCUUUGCUUCCAGUCUGCAGUCUGCACCUCGCUGAGCUUACUGUCGGUCUCUCUCCCACCCUCUCUCAGCCUUUGCUUCCAGUCUGCAGUCUGCACCUCGCUGAGCUUUACUCUCCGUGUCUCCCCCACCUUGUCUCAGGCGCUGCACAAUAGAGGUUCAGAAGCUGAUUGGACCUGAGCUGGUACCGGGACUGGGAACAAAAAGAGACAGAAACUUGUGAACGUGACCCAGCAAUAAGGGGUCGGGGAAGGUGAGCAGAGACUCCAGGUUCUGUGAAUGGGGUCCACGGAGUAAGUGGAUUGUGUCCAAGAUGAAUUAGAAUGUCUUGAGAUGAACCUAUCCUGGAUGCUUUGGAAAUAGCUAGGGAGAGCAACAGAAGCUACAAGUGAGUCUGGUUAUGACACAGGACUCUUUCGGUGCCACUUUGCCAGCCAGAUACCUCCACGGCCGGCAACGCCCCUGCCCAGGGCCUCAUGGCUCCAGGCUAUUCGAGGUACCUGCCCACUCAACCCGGUGGGCUGUGCGUGGCUUGUGCUUUGGGCUGGAUCCCACGCUCGCCAUGGGAUCUGCACUCGGACUGCAGCUGGGCCGGGCAUGCCAUGACCUGCUUCCACCUUGGGCGCCGACGUCUGGAUGAGAGGAACGUGGUGGCGCCUGAAAAACUGGAGACACCAGAAACCCUGGAUCCCCAAAGGAAGUGUUAUUCCCGCUGUCCAUGCUGUGGGUGUGAAGGUGCGUGCUGCACAUCCCGGUUUCCAGCACGGGACAAAGACUCAGAGAGGCACCUGCCGGGAGUCUCAGGUGAUGGGACCCAGUGGCAGGCAUGUGGGCAGCUGCCCCAGGUGGAAGAGAUCUUGGCACAGCUCUCGGUUUCCCAGGUGGAAGGGAUCGUGGCACAGCCCUCGGUUCCCCAGGUGGAAGGGAUCGUGGCACAGCCCUCGGUUCCCCAGGUGGAAGGGAUCGUGGCACAGCCCUCGGUUCCCCAGGUGGAAGGGAUCGUGGCACAGCCCUCGGUUCCCCAGGUGGAAGGGAUCGUGGCACAGCUCUCGGUUUCCCAGGUGGAAGGGAUCGUGGCACAGCUCUCGGUUUCCCAGGUGGAAGGGAUCGUGGCACAGCUCUUGGUUCCCAGGCUGGCCCUGACCUUCGUGCUUUCCUGCCCAUGGCCCAGACUUCCGAGCUCCAUGUUAGGGAUGCUCAGGGACAACCCUUCAGCCUCCCCCACCAUGUUCCGGCUACUGCCCAGGAUUCUUGUUCGCUGGAGGAUGGAUCCAGCCCUCCCCAUCUUGGUGCCCUACCAGGGCCAGGCUUCCCGUGGCUCUUUCUGCAGCCCCUGGCACGGACUGUGGGGUGCAUAGCCCAGGGAGCAGUGGGCCUUGGAUGGGCCAGGUCUGCAUGUUCCCACCCCCAUCAUGGAGUUUGACACACCAGUGGGCAGGUAACUCAAUCCCCCCUCACCUUCUCUUCAUCUGUUAGGGGUGACAAGGUGCUCCCAGUGGGGCCAAGAGGAUGCAGCACCCCCACCGGCUCCCCUUCUGGCCACACCCUUCUCUCCUGGCCCACCUUCUGAGCUGGCAGGGCUUCCUUCCUGGCUUCUGCUGGGCAGUGUAUUAGGGUCCUCUAGAGAGACAAAACCAAUAAUGGAGUUUAGGAGAGGGGAUUUUUAUUUGUUGGAGACAGAGUCUUGCCCUGUCAUCCAGGCUGGAGUGCAGUGGCUCGAUCUCGGCUCACUGCAACCUCUACCUCCCAGGUUGAAGUGAUUCUCCUGCCUCAGCCUCCCGAGUAUCUGGGAUUACAGGCACCCAGCACCACACCCAGCUAAUUUUUGUAUUUUUAGUAGAGACGGGGUCUCACCAUGUUGGCCGGGCUGGUCUCGAACUCCUGACCUCAGGUGAUCCGCCUACCUCCUCUGCCUCCCAAAAUGCUGAGGUUACAGGCAGGAGGUACUGCGCCCAGCCAGGAGAGGGGAUUUAUUAGGGGAACUGGCCCAUACACUUAUGGAGGCUGAGAAGUCCUCCCAUAGGCUGUCUGCAAGCUGGAGACCUAGAGAAGCCAUUAGUGAGGCUCAGUCCAGGUAAGAAGGCGGUUGAACCAAGGAAGCCAGUGGUGUAACUCUCAUUCUGAGGCUGACUGGCCGAGAGCCCUGGGAGGCCUCUGUGGCAAGCCUGAGUCCAAAGGCUGAAGAAACUGGAGUCCUGAUGUCCAAGGGCAGGAGAUGGGUGUCUCCCUCCAGAAAAGAGAAUUUGCUUCUCUUCUCCCUUUGUGUUCCAUCUGGGCCCCCAACCAAGUGGAUGUGCCUGCCCACGCUGAGAGCAGAUCUUCACUGAGUCCACUGAAAACAUCCUCACACACUCAGAAACAAUGCUUCGCCAGCUGCCAGGUGCAGUGUGUGUGCCUUAGUCCCAGCUACUCAGGAGGCUAAGGUGGGAGAAACACGAGCCUGGGAGCUGGAGGCUACAGUAAGCCAUGAUUGUGCCAUUGCACUCCAGGCUGGCUGACAGAGAGAUCCUGUCUCAAAAAAAGAGAUAGAUAGAUAGAGCUCCACCAGCCAUCUAGGCUUUUUUU
Messenger RNA from Pongo pygmaeus (Bornean orangutan), 3088 nucleotides. RefSeq lists its product as uncharacterized. The transcript is spliced from 3 exons. The record is from RefSeq and is a predicted model, not a curated record. Bases 1000 to 1881 code for a protein of 293 amino acids. NCBI's taxonomy places the organism in Eukaryota, Metazoa, Chordata, Mammalia, Primates, Hominidae.